Molecule: messenger RNA, 393 nt
Organism: Soboliphyme baturini
Lineage: Eukaryota; Metazoa; Nematoda; Enoplea; Dioctophymatida; Soboliphymatidae
Source: the annotation of a GenBank genome assembly
AUGCUAUUUCUCAUAGGUGCGGAAACGAAAACUUCACCGUCGUCGAAAGGAGCUGAUUCCAUCAUCCGGCCGACCAACGUCAGCGUAACGACGAUGUGGCACCGAGGGACGAAAUGCGGUCGUCGGUCUCAUGGGUCACGCUGCAACGAGACGUCGGGACGUUUCCCUCGGUCAAGCGCGGAACAAUAUAUGGACAACGACGAAGCGCCUUCGAAUUAUACAAGUGACGUUAAGCGCGGGAGCUGGCUCAACGAAACCCUGGCGAUGAAGUCGACGUCCUUGCCGACUGUUCGGAUUGCUGCCUAUUUUGGCAGCGGACAAGAACCUUUCCUCGAAACAGGCAACAGCGGCACCGCACAAGCCACCGAGACAAAGUCUUCCGUCGGUUCAUGA